Endocarpon pusillum Z07020 is the source of this 1473-nucleotide messenger RNA. RefSeq names its product zinc metalloprotease. The record is from RefSeq and is a predicted model, not a curated record. NCBI's taxonomy places the organism in Eukaryota, Fungi, Ascomycota, Eurotiomycetes, Verrucariales, Verrucariaceae. Bases 1 to 1473 code for a protein of 490 amino acids. Gene Ontology annotation, molecular function: metalloexopeptidase activity. Gene Ontology annotation, biological process: proteolysis. The transcript has a single exon.
AUGUCGGCGCUGAUUCUCCUUUCCACCUUCUGCUUUCUCCUGCCCUCUCUCAGUGCCUAUCCCUCACCCCCAACAACACCAUGGCGUCGGCAGGUCGACAACACGAUCCUUUCAUUCAACUACUGCCCUGCGGCUCCUUGGCCCACGCGCGAAGGCUACACCAUUACCUCACGACUUCCCGAUUCAGACCUUCAAGCAGCCCUGGCCGAGAUUUCUGCUUCAAACAUCAAAUCCUACAUCUCAGACCUAGUCUCCUUUGGCACCCGCCAUACCCUUUCUACCCAGAACAGUAGCACCACCUAUGGCAUCGGCGCCGCCCGUGAUUAUAUCACCGAUAAGAUGCGCACCUUUGCCUUCGCUUCCAGCGGACGCAUGACCGUCACCGUCCCUUCAUACACCCAACCCGCGGAUGGCGACCGCGUUCUCUUCCCUGUCCGCAUCGCCGACAUAGUCGCAACACUCCGGGGUUCAGAAACUCCCGACCGCUAUUAUGUGAUCUCAGGCCACUACGACACUCGCUGCACCGAUCCAAAUGACUACAACUGUCUCUCCCCAGGCGCCGAUGACGACGCUUCCGGUGUCGCUGUCUCCAUGGAGCUAGCCCGCAUAAUGGCCACGCGCAAUCCAAGAAGCACCCUCGUCUUCGCCGCUGUGGCAGGUGAAGAGCAAAACCUCUACGGCUCCAAUUUUCUCGCCCAAACCUACAAAAACGCCAGCGUCAAUGUUGCAGGCAUGUUCACAAACGACAUCAUUGGCUCCUCUACCGGCCCGGACGGCACAGAAGAACCCCACACCAUUCGCCUCUUCGCCCAAGGCCUGCCACCCGCCGGCGUCGAAAGCGCCGCCCGCGCCGCCUCGCGCCUCAUCGUCGGCGGUGAGAACGACAGUCCCGCCCGCGAACUGGGGCGCUUCAUUGUCGAAACCGCUCAAAACGCCUACACGGGUAUGAAAAACAUAGCACUUAUCUACCGUCUAGACCGCUACCUGCGUGGGGGCGAUCACCUCCCCUUCCUCCGUGCCGGAUACCUCAGCUCCGUUCGCUUCACCGAGCCGAUCGAGGAUUACAGACACCAGCAUCAGAACGUCAGAAUUGACAACGUGACGGGCGAGCAAUACGGCGAUCUAGAGGAAUUCCUCGACUAUGACUUCAUCGCUAGAGUGGGACGCGUCAAUCUCGCUGCCAUGUGGUCGCUCAGUGAAGCGCCCGCCGCACCCGCCAACGUCAGCAUUGACGCCACCGCCCUGACAAACAACAGCACCUUCACCUGGCUGCCGGGUAACGAGACGGGAGUUGCCGGAUAUGAAGUCGUGUGGAGGCCCAGCGUCAGUCCGUAUUGGACUCAUGCCAUUCCGGUAGGGUUGGUGCAGAGGGCGACAGUACAGGUGAGUAAGGAUGAUGUCGUGUUUGGCGUGAGAGCUGUGGGGACGAAUGGGUAUAAGAGUCCCGCGGUCUUUGCGGGAUUCCCUGGAUAG